Messenger RNA from Benincasa hispida (wax gourd), 609 nucleotides. Its product is annotated as protein FAR1-RELATED SEQUENCE 4-like. The record is from RefSeq and is a predicted model, not a curated record. NCBI's taxonomy places the organism in Eukaryota, Viridiplantae, Streptophyta, Magnoliopsida, Cucurbitales, Cucurbitaceae.
AUGAGGAGAGAUUAUGGCGUGAACAUAAGUUGUGAUAAAGCGUGGUGUGCAAGGGAAGCCGAAUAUGAUCUCACUAGAGGUACUUCAGAAUACUCAUACUCCAUACUACAUGCUUAUGAGGAAAUGUUAAAAAUAGAGAAUCCUGGUACAGUGUUUAAGAUCAAACUUGAAGAUGAUGUGCAUUUCAAGUAUAUGUUUAUGGCAUUAGGGCCUUGUAUUAGAGAUUUCACAAGCUAUUGGCCCUUGAUAAUUGUUGAUGGGUCGCACUUGAAAGGAAAGUACAAAGGAACCAUGUUGGUUGCAGUUUCUAUGGAUGGGAACAAUCAAUUAUACCCACUAGCAUAUGUAAUGGUGGACAAUGAAACCGAUCGAUCAUGGAAAUGGUUUAUGUUGAAUUUGAAAUGCAGUAUUGGAGAACCCGAUAAUUUGGUGUUUGUGUCUGAUCGGAUGGUAUCUAUUAGCAAUGUUAUUCGUGCAUUUUUUCCCACGUCAUUUCAUGGAUUGUGCACGUGGCACAUAGAACAGAAUCUUAUUACAAACUUUAAGGAUAGUACCAUUGUUGGGAUAUUUAGAUAUGCAGCAAGGGCAUUUCGCAUGACAGAGUUCUAG